GAGACUCAACACACCCACUUCUCUCCUUCAUCUGAGCGUGACUUCAGUGAAACAUCCGGCCAUCAUGUCUCCAUCAAAGAAGAAGUUUAACCAAUUCAAGGGGCGAUACCCGGAGAAGGUGUCAACCUCCAACCUCGUGGGUUUAGAAGAAGAUUUUCCAGAGUUUGAGGCUUUUCCUGUUGUCCUCACACCCAGAGCACCGGUACCUGCAUUCGACGGCACAAAUCUGUCGGUGCAGAAUGUUGACAUGUGUCAGCAGAUGAAUAAAUCGCAACACAACACAGGCUCAUACGACAACCCCAACUUGGUGGUCCGCCGCGGUCAGGAGUUCCAGGUGAAAGUCACCUUCGACCGCCCGCUGGUGGAGACCGACGACUUCCAACUCGAGUUUCUGAUUGGUGAAAACCCUACACCCAGUAGGGACUCCCUGGUGGCGGUAACCUUUAAUUCCCGUAAUGGAGGCUCGUGGACGGGUCGGAUUGUGGAGAGUCAGGAUGUAACUGUGACUCUGGGCAUCACACCGACGCCCGACGCCAUCGUUGGGAGGUUUCAAACGUACGUGGCCAUCAUGAUGGGAACCGGAAAGCAGCGAACCAAGAGGGACGCCACCACCGACCUGUACAUGCUGUUCAACGCCUGGUGUAAAGAUGAUGCUGUGUUUCUUCCUAACGACGCAGAGCGGAAUGAGUACGUCCUCAACGACCAUGGUGUGAUUUUUCAGGGUUCAUUUGAGAAUAAGGACUCUAAGGACUGGGUUUAUGGACAGUUUGAGCGCGGCAUUUUGGACGCUUGUAUUUACAUCCUGGAUGCGUCUCAGAUGCCGAUUGGCGACCGAGGCAACAUCAUCAAAAUAGUCAGGAUGGGAUCCGCAAUGAUUAACUCUCAGGACGACAAUGGCGUGUGUGUUGGGAACUGGAGUGAUGACUACUCGAUGGGCAGGUCCCCGACAUCUUGGACGGGCAGCUCACAGAUCCUUCUGCAGUAUGCUCAAACCAGAGUCCCGGUCUCCUACGCCCAGUGCUGGGUGUUUGCUGGAGUCUUCAACACCUUCCUACGCGCCCUUGGCAUCCCAGCGCGAACCAUCACCAACUUCAAUUCAGCUCACGACAGCAACGGCAACCUGAAGACCGAGCUCAUCUGCCUGCCUGAUGGCUCGCCCGACAGAGAGAACACCAGGGACUCCAUCUGGAACUACCACUGCUGGAACGAGGUGUUCAUUAAGCGCGACGACCUGCCGGCCGGCCUCGGAGGAUGGCAGGCGGUGGACGCCACGCCCCAGGAGAUGAGUGAUGGAUAUUUUCGCUGCGGUCCAGCUUCAAUUAUCGGCAUCAAGGAAGGUUUUAUCUCUCACCCGUAUGACGGAAGGUUCAUCUUCUCUGAGGUGAACAGUGAUGUUAUCUACUCCAAGCGGGAUCGCUACGGAACGCUGACUCCCUACAGGGUGGAAAGGGAUUACAUCGGAAAGGGUGUUUUCACCAAAUCAUUGGGCAGCGACUCACCAAACGACAUCACACAUACCUACAAGUACCCUAUAGAUAGUCCAGAGGACAAAAGGACUAAGGCCCGGGCGGAUGAAUUGGGCCUACAGAGGGAUGAAUCUGAGCUGCCUGAGACCCCACUGUCUGUCAUUAUUACCACCAGUCAGGUCGACCUGGGUCAGGAUGUCAUCGCACAGGUGGAUUUCUACAACCAGAGUGAUGUCCCCACAACCAUCCAAGCCAACUUGACCGGGUCUGUCAUCUUCUACACCGGAAUCAGAGCCAAUCACUUGAAAGAUCACAAAUUCACCAUCACCGUGCCAGCCAAUCAGAUGAAGAGUGAGAUAGUGAAGAUCCGAGCUGACGAGUACGUUCCAUUGUUGGGCACUCAGCGUUGUCUGCAAUUUAUUGUGACUGGACAGGCUGAGGACGAAGCAGUGACUGCCAUCAAGGUGCUCAUGCUGCAGAUCCCGACGCUCACCGUUACGCUGAGUGGCUCGCCCUUGGUGCAGCAGGAGAUGUUUGUCAGCGUUACCUUCACCAACCCCUUCGACUUUGCCCUGAAGUCCUGUAGCCUGUCCAUGGAAGGAGCCGGAGUCAUGAGCGAGAAGACACAUUUUUACAGAGUCAUUGAGCCUCAGGCUUCCAUCUCCUGGAAGGAGUCUUUCAACCCUCGGCUGGAUGGAAAUCGAAGCCUUGUAGCGGUGAUGGACAGCAGCAAUCUCUGUGAGUUGAGGGGAGUUGCUCGUGUUGACAUCACGACCUGAGAUGAUUGGUCCACAGAGCUGUGUCCCCCGCCCCGCUCCAUUUCUACUACGCCUCCACCAAUCACAGCAGCUUCCAACUGAGCCGGCAGAGCCGAUAAACCACGCAAUCAAUGUCUUUAAUGAUUUUAUUUCUUGUUUAAUAUCAAUUUACACAAAUCAUUGGAAAUACCAAACUUUGAUAGUUUUGCUCCACAGACCGAGGCAGGAUGUGACAUUUUAAAAUGAGUUUAGUUUAGUUAAAGGUCAUUUAGAGGAAUGUGAAUAGAUCCUAUUUUAAUAUAAAAUGGGUUUAGUGGGGAAAUUAAUGAAAUUUGAGAAAUUAUUGCUAAAAUUAAAUUUAAGAACUAAAAUGUAAUCAUUAAUCAAUGCUUUUUAAUCGAAUGUCUCAGAAAGUCUCUUCUCACACUGAUAUAAAAAAUCUGUUUAAUCAUCAUGUUAAUGUUUGGAUGAAAAAAAUUGUAUGUGAUUGUACUGUAGUCUUUCUUUUCUUUUCACUGCCAUACCUUUUCUACUAACAAUAAAAGCAUUUUCAAAACCA
This is a messenger RNA of Etheostoma cragini (Arkansas darter), 2783 nucleotides long. RefSeq names its product coagulation factor XIII A chain-like. The transcript has 19 exons. The record is from RefSeq and is a predicted model, not a curated record. The coding region runs from base 65 to 2245 and encodes 726 amino acids. Gene Ontology annotation, biological process: peptide cross-linking; blood coagulation, fibrin clot formation. Lineage: Eukaryota; Metazoa; Chordata; Actinopteri; Perciformes; Percidae. Gene Ontology annotation, molecular function: protein-glutamine gamma-glutamyltransferase activity.